AUGAUGCAACGCCGGCAGCCCAUCUUCCUAUUCUCACUCACACUGCUCCUCAGCAGUCUCUCUCUCUUACCAGAGAGCUGCCUUUCUUCCUACGCAGCCGAAAUCCUACUCUUGACCAAGAAUGCUCACCUUCGAGAUUCCCUUGGUCAUCUCAAAGAUUGGACCUUGGAUGGGCAUCAUACCCCCGAUGCUCAAUGCUCUUGGACUGGCAUUGUCUGUGACCCAGUCACAUUCGCAGUCGUAUCCAUAGAGCUCUCCAGGUUCAAUCUCUCCGGCAACUUCCCCUCCGGUUUUUGCCGGAUUACUACCUUAGAGUACUUAUCCUUAGCCGAUAACUCUCUCGGAGAGACUCUUUCCUCUCCCUCAAUUUCUCCUUGCUCUCAUAUUCACCAUUUGAAUCUAUCCACUAACUUUUUCUCCGGGAAAUUGCCCGACUUAACCCCUCCGUUCACCAACUUGCGCUCCUUGGACCUCUCUCACAACAAUUUCUCCGGUGUGCUCCCGCCAUGCAUAACGGCACUUAAACGAUUGCACAAGCUGGACAUUCAACAGAACUACUUAUCGGGCGAGAUCCCAAGCGAUGUAAGCAGCUGGACUGAACUGACAGAGCUGAACCUAUCGAGAAACAGAAUCUCCGGCUUGAUUCCUAGCGGCCUUGGAAAUCUGCCGAAGCUCACGUUUCUGGACCUCUCCGAGAACCAAUUAUCCGGAGGGAUUCCAACAGAACUAGCGAACUUGAAGCUUCUUGAUAAGUUCAAUCUCUCCUUCAACAAUCUCUCUGGGCCAAUCCCUCGUGCCUUUAACAACAGUUUCUAUAUCAUGAGCUUCUUUGGAAACCCUAACCUAUGCAGUCCAGUCGACCUAAAACCCUUCCCUCCCUGCCCGAAAACCAAAUCGUCAUCGUUAGGAACCUCGGUUCUGGUGGUGGCGAUAAUCGUCUUCUUCUUGCCAUUCAUACUGGUAGUCUCACUCUUCCUGUUAUACAAAAUCUGCAGAAUUGGAGUAACAGUUGGCGGGAAAGAAAAAUUGAAACCGCAAUUGAAGAUGACGACAUUCCAACUGGUGGUAGAGUUCGACGAAGAUGAGAUAUUGGAUUCGUUGACGGAGGACAACCUGAUAGGAAGGGGCGGAUCCGGCAAGGUAUACAGGGCAAGAUUGAAAAACGGAGGGACUGUGGCGGUGAAGAAAAUGUGGGGAGGAGUCAGGAAGGCGGUAACAGAGAGAGCGUUCAGGGCGGAAGUGGAGACGUUAGGGAGGAUCAGGCAUGAGAAUAUCGUAAAAUUACUGGUUACCUAUACGGGGGAGGAUUGUAAGCUGUUGGUGUACGAGUACAUGGAACAUGGGAGCUUGGGAGAUGUUUUGCAUGAUGAGGAGAAAGGUUUGGGUAUUUUGCUGGACUGGAGGAAGAGGUUCGAGAUAGCAGUUGAGACGGCGCAGGGAUUGGCUUAUCUACACCACGACUGCAUGCCGGCUAUCGUACACAGGGAUGUUAAGCCCAACAACAUAUUAUUGGAUGCGGAGUUCCGUCCCCGUGUGGCGGAUUUUGGACUGGCGAAAAUUGAAACCGGUACCGGCACGGAAAGUGUAAUGUUCUCGCGCGUGGCUGGUUCUUUUGGCUACAUUGCACCCGAAUACGCCUACACCUCUAAAGUGACGGAGAAGUGUGAUGUGUACAGCUUUGGGAUUGUAAUGAUGGAACUGGUGACAGGAAAGAAGCCUAGUGACUCCUUUGCUGGGGAGAGCAUGGACAUGGUUAAGUGGGUAACUAAUGCUGCAACGUCAAACUCUCAAGAACCUAAAGGAGGAGGCAGUAUUAAUGCUGACAGUUGUGGUAACAUGAAUUUGCUUAACAUUAUAGAUCCAAGAAUGAAAGUUUCAUCUCACGAUCAUGAAGAGAUCAAGAAUUUCUUGAACAUCGCUCUUCUCUGUACUUCUACUUAUCCAAGGAACAGACCAUCCAUGAGAAGUGUCGUUGAGCUGCUUAAGGAGACCAGAGUUAAUUGA
Messenger RNA from Telopea speciosissima, 2004 nucleotides. Its product is annotated as LRR receptor-like serine/threonine-protein kinase HSL2. The transcript has 3 exons. The record is from RefSeq and is a predicted model, not a curated record. Gene Ontology annotation, biological process: protein phosphorylation. The coding region runs from base 1 to 2004 and encodes 667 amino acids. Lineage: Eukaryota; Viridiplantae; Streptophyta; Magnoliopsida; Proteales; Proteaceae. Gene Ontology annotation, molecular function: protein binding; ATP binding; protein kinase activity.